GGGUCCAAUUCACACCCCAACCCGACAACCCGGUUCCCGGCCCUUUAUCCUGUGACACAGCUGCUCUCCAACAAAACAUGUAAGGAGGGUUUUCUCCUUCUCCCCUUCCCUCUUCUCUCUCUCUCUCUAGCCAUAUCCCUUCAUCCCAAAUCCUCCAUUUUACUAGGGUUUCUCAGCUCCAAACCACCCAAUUCAACUCUAAAUACCACUACUUCUAUUUCUCCCCCCCCCCCCCUCUCUUUCUCACUUGAAGAUCUAUAACGAUGCAUUCGGGUUUCGAAAUCACCGGCAUCCACCAGCAGCAGCAGCAACAGCAACCCGAGAACCCGCUUCUACUAUCCAUGAACCCGACCCAUAUCCUCGACCAAAUCCACACAUCCCAACAACCACUACUCCUCCCCCCCUCCCCCUACUUCCCCCUCAACUUCAAGCUCGGCCUCAACGAGAUUCACUCAACUUCCUCCGCCGCCCCCAACGGUGUGAGUCAGCAAUACCAUCUGCCCGAGGCCAGACAAUCAUCUCUCGGAAUUCUCCACUCUCAAUUUUGGGAACCCCUUCUCGCAGAAGUAUCCAAUGAAAACAGUGAAAUAGUGAGGAGGAGAGAAACUCUAGCGACCUGUUUGGACGCCAAAAGUAGAGCACAUUUCAGCGAGCUGGAAGCCGUAUACAAACGUCACGGUAAUGCUGAAGCCACCCAAACAGCCCCUAACUUAACACCACCACCACCACUGCCCGUGACCGACGAAGAAGAACCUUCCAGAACCGAAGCGAAGAAGACGAAGAGGAAGAAGAAAAAAGUGACGGAUUCGGAUCCGCAGCAAAUCACUCCGAUGGAGGAAUUCUUCGAGAAUCUGGUGAAGCAGGUGCUGGAACACCAGGAGAAACUGCAGAGGAAAUUCACGGAGGUGAUCGAUCGGCUGAGCGAGGAGAGGAGAGCGAGGGAGGAGGCGUGGAGGAGUCAGGAGCUCGCGCAUCUCGAGCGCGAGGCGGCGGCGAGGGCUCACGAGAAGGCGAUGGCGAAGAGCCGCGAGGCGACGAUCGUUUCCUAUCUGGAGAAGAUUACAGGACAGCUGAUUAAUAUGCCGACGUCGGAGAGCGCGGCGGCGGCAAACACCAGCCCCGACUCGAAUUUCGGAGGCGGAGAGGAUGAGAUGCAGCUCGAUCGAGAUCGGGAUUGAGAGAAGUGAUUUGAGCUGGUAAAUUAAAAUGCGCUUUUUUCGAUUGCAAAGAAUCGCUGUUUGGGUUUUGUAAUCUAGAAAUUUAGGUCUGAUAAAAUUCAACGACUAUUAAUAACGUUUUAGUUUAUACGUAUAUUUGAGUAUAGUAGACAACCAUUUUAUUCACUUAA
Salvia splendens (bonfire salvia) is the source of this 1348-nucleotide messenger RNA. RefSeq lists its product as uncharacterized. The transcript has 2 exons. The coding region runs from base 264 to 1178 and encodes 304 amino acids. Lineage: Eukaryota; Viridiplantae; Streptophyta; Magnoliopsida; Lamiales; Lamiaceae. The record is from RefSeq and is a predicted model, not a curated record.